Messenger RNA from Acytostelium subglobosum LB1, 1446 nucleotides. RefSeq lists its product as hypothetical. The record is from RefSeq and is a predicted model, not a curated record. NCBI's taxonomy places the organism in Eukaryota, Evosea, Eumycetozoa, Acytosteliales, Acytosteliaceae. Gene Ontology annotation, molecular function: ATP binding; RNA helicase activity; RNA binding. The annotation marks the transcript as partial. Gene Ontology annotation, biological process: poly(A)+ mRNA export from nucleus. The transcript has 5 exons. Gene Ontology annotation, cellular component: nucleus; cytoplasmic stress granule.
UGGAGAUACUUAUACAUACAUACAGAGCCAAUACUAGGACUUAUCAAGUCUGAUUAUUUGUCAGACUAUGAUACACAGCUUGAAAUACAACGUUCUGAUCCAAACUCUCCCCUCUACUCUGUAAAGACAUUUGAAGAGCUUCAAUUGAAGCCAGAGAUAUUGCAAGGUGUCUAUUCAAUGGGAUUCAACAAGCCUUCAAAGAUACAAGAGGCAUCACUACCUGUUAUAAUCAAUCAAAGACAAAACUUGGUCGCUCAGUCACAAUCUGGAACGGGCAAGACAGCCGCAUUCACAUUGGGCAUGCUUAAUACUAUUGAAGCUGGAUUGCAGGUUCCACAAGUGUUGUGUAUCUGUCCCACAUUGGAGCUUGCAAUGCAGGUCCAUGCAGUAGUCUGUGCAUUGGCGAAGCAUUCCAACAUUCAGCCAUUUUUGGCCAUCAAAGAUGUUAGAUUGCCAAAGGGACCAUUGACGAACCAACUCAUUGUUGGAACAACAGGCAAGGUGGAGGACCUGCUGAAGAAACGAAUUAUCCAAGCAAAGUUUAUUAGGAUGCUGGUGUUGGAUGAAGCCGAUCACAUGGUGGACACACGUGGAAUGUACGGCCAGACAAAGGCCAUCAAGUCAUUGCUACUACCAACAGUACAAGUCCUAUUGUUCUCUGCCACAUUCAGUAUUGGCGUGGAGAAGUACAUCAAAGAGUUUGUUCCAGAGCCAUACGUAUCUAUUCGUCUCAAGCGUGAUCAACUCAGCGUUGACAAGAUACGACAGUUCUAUGUACCAUGCGACUCCAUUCAGAACAAGCCACUCAUCCUAUGUGAUCUCUACUCAUACAUUAGUGUUGGCCAGAGUAUAGUCUUUGCCCAUACUGUUAAGACGGCGGAGGCAUUGUAUCAUAGGAUGACACAGGAAGGAUUCAGUGUGACGAUAUUGACCGGCAGGAUGGAGAGUAAUAACAGGUUCAAGGAGAUUGACAACUUCAGACAGGGCAAGACAAAGGUCCUGAUCACGACCAAUGUACUGGCGCGUGGAAUUGAUAUCCUUCAAGUAUCGCUGGUGAUCAAUUAUGAUGUGCCACUGGACCCCAAGCAAACACCUGAUCCAGUGACCUAUCUCCACCGUGUGGGCCGUGUUGGCAGGUUUGGCCGCUCGGGCAUUGCCAUCACCUUUUGUGACAGUGACCUUGACGUCAGGCGUGUGCAAGCCAUCGCCAAACAUCUCGAGAGGGAUAUACCUGAGCUCAAACGAGAUGAUCUCGAAUCACUGGAUGCAAUGUUGCGUGGUUUGAAAGAUCUCACGCCACUAACAUCAUUAUCAACAUCAACAUUAACAUCAUCUCCAUCAACAUCAUUAUCCCAAGGAACAACAACAUCACAACAAUCAACAUCAACAACAACAUCACAAUCAUCAAUAGGAACCGGAGAACCACCAUCAACUUUAUAUAAUAGG